CUGUGAAAAAUAUGGUAUCCUGAUAAGUUAUUCUCAGCUUUGACCCAGUUAAAAUUUUCAAACCCUAUGGGUCACAAAUUACUCUGUAAACGGUGGUUUCUGUGUCUAAGAAUGUCAUCUAGCUUUAGCCCCAUUUACAGAGAGUGACGCGAUAACUUACUUCCUCAAGGCCAGAGUAAAAGUGCCCUGAAUUUGUUUGUUUUUUAGUCCAAACAUCUCAAUUUGGGCACAAGGUUGGCAAAACGACGCGAAAUCAUAAACCAGCUUGUUCGGACUUGUAUGCGAUCACUUGGGUCACAGGAAAUCGGUGAGACAGCAGUAGCGUGUGGAAUGUCCGCGGGUUCAGUGCAAACGUCCAGGGUUUUCUGCGUUGUUUCUCUCCACCUCAAAGAAGAAUACAGGACGCUCUGGAAGAUGCGAUGGCACAGUCGGCCAGCAAUGGAGUUCAAAACGGUGGUGCUGGUGGAGGGCAAUAUUGUACAACCUCCCGACGCUAGGGGGCGCCAGACAACUACUUUCACCUAAAGGUGCCAGAGGCUUCACCGACCGGAAGUUCCCUUGCCCCCAAAAAAGAGGUAGCUGAAGACGUAAGCCAAUGAGAUUGCCCUGCGUGGGGGCCGCGCUUCCCUCUCUUCCCAAGGUCGUCGCCGCCCAGAGUUCUGACAUAGCCAAUCAGUGCGGUCCUGCAGACGCGCGCGUCUGACGUCAGACUCAGGGGCGGAGUCAAGUUGGAAUUUUGGCGGGUUUAGCUGUAGACCGGGAAGAGGUGCAGGCUCCAGAGAACAUUUGAUCUUCAUCUCCUGGACACCCGAUCUUCCUUCGAAGCUCCUUGACACAACUGUUCUCUCGACAGCAUGGAUGGGGAGGAAGAUGAUUUAUCUCUGCUGACCGCCCUGUUGGAAGAUGAGUCAGCUUUGGAUUGUGAUUUAGAAGAGAGUAACUCCUUGAUCCAAGAAGAUGGCGAACCUGACACCUUUGAUGAGCUCUUUGAUGCAGAUGGUGAUGGUGAAUCUUACACCGAAGAGGCUGAUGAUGGAGAAGUGGGAAAGACGGAAGACCAAAAAGAAAAUCUGGCCACCCUUUUUGGAGAUGUGGGGGACUUAACUGAUGAAGAAGAAGUUCCUACGUUGCAAUCAACAAAAAAUAACGUCCUCUCCACUCCUGCCCCCAGUCAAGAGAAAACAAAUCAAGAAUUACAAGAUGAACUAAGGAAGUUGCAAGAACAAAUGAAGUCCUUACAGGAACAGCUAAAAGUAGCAACAAUAAAACAGCCUGCAAGUCCAACCCUUCCACGUAAAUCCCCUGCUAAGUCUCCACGGCCUCCUCUUACGGAGAAGAAAGUUCAGAGAAUUCAGGAGUCAACGUGCUUCUCUGCAGAGCUCAAUGUCCCUGCUGUGCCAAGAACCAAGCGAGUGACUCAGACCCCAAAAACUUCAUCUGCAGAGCCCAUGAAUUCAUCUUCAAGAAUGACAAGUGCACCCUCUCAACCACUCCGAACUAUUCCUGGGAACAAACCUAGCGGGUUGACUAGAGAUGCAAGGACAGGGACCUCACGGAAUGCUGGGGAUCCGGCGGUCUCUGUGGAGGCCUUCUCUGGCUUGCGGCUCAGACGACCUCGAGUGUCCUCUACAGAAAUGAAUAAGAAAAUGAUUGGCCGAAAACUGAUCCGACUUUCUCAGAUCAAAGAAAAGAUGGCAAGUGAGAAGCUGGAAGAAGUGGACUGGGUGACAUUUGGGGUUAUAUUGAAGAAGGUCACUCCACAGAGUACUACCAGUGGGAAAACAUUUAGCAUUUGGCGACUGAAUGAUCUUCGUGACCUGACACGGUAUGUGUCUUUGUUCUUAUUUGGAGACGUUCACAAAGAACUCUGGAAGACGGAGCAAGGUACUGUUGUAGGGUUGCUCAAUGCUAACCCAAUGAAACCCAAGGAUGGUUCAGAGGAGGUGUGCAUAUCUAUUGAUCAUCCUCAGAAAGUUUUAAUUAUGGGCGAAGCUCUUGACCUGGGAACCUGUAAAGCAAAGAAGAAGAAUGGAGAACCGUGUACACAGAUUGUUAAUUUGAACGACUGUGAGUAUUGUCAGUAUCACAUCCAGGCUCAGUACAAGAAGCUCAGUGCAAAGCGAGCCGAUCUGCAGUCCACUUUCUCUGGAGGACGAAUUCCCAAGAAGUUUGCCCGCAAGGGUGCCAGCCUAAAAGAACGGCUAUGUCAAGACGGAUUUUACUACGGAGGUGUUUCCUCAGCAUCAUAUGCAGCCUCAAUGGCAGCAGCUCUUGCUCCAAAGAAGAAGAUUCAAACCACUCUGACUAAUCUGGUUGUUAAGGGCACAAAUUCGAUCAUCCAAGAGACGCAACAAAAGCUGGGAAUACCCCAGAAGAGCCUGUCUUGCUCUGAGGAGUUCAAGGAAUUGAUGGAACUGCCAACGUUUGGAGCCAGAAACUUAAAACAGCAUUUCGCCAAAGCCACGGCCUCAGGGAUGAUGGGGAGCCCGAAACCUGCUAUCCAGUCCAUCUCUGCGUCAGCCCUCUUAAAGCAACAGAAGCAGCAAAUGUUAGAGAUGAGGAAAAGGAAGUCAGAAGAAAUACAGAAACGAUUUCUCCAGAGCUCAAGUGAGAGUCCAGUUGUGCCAUCCUCAUCUCGACAGCCCCCAGCUCAGUCACCACGAAUGGGGGCCGAGGUCCCCCGGCUGGAAGGAGUCCCAGCCACAUGGACGCCUAAGCUGGGGCGAGGCAUCUCAGAAGGAGAUGAUGUUCUGUUCUUUGAUGAGUCUCCACCACCAAGACCAAAGCUGAGUGCUUUAGCGGAAGCCAAAAAGUUAGCCGCUAUCACCAAAUUAAGAGCAAAAGGCCAGAUUCUUACAAAAACAGACCCAAAUGACAUUAAAAGGAAACAAAAGGACCCUCAGGACGUCCUGGAAGUAAAGGAGCGAGUAGAAAAAAACCACACAUCUUCUCCAGCUGAGGAUGAAUUGGAGCCUGCCAGGAAAAAAAGGAGAGAUCAGCUUGCCUACCUGGAAUCUGAGGAAUUUCAGAAAAUUCUAAAAGCAAAAUCGAAACACAUCGACAUUCUAAAAGAGACUGAGGCUGAGCUUCAGGAAAGAUACUUUGAGCCACUGGUGAAAAAAGAACAAAUGGAAGAAAAGAUGAGAAACAUCAGAGAAGUGAAGUGCCGGGUUGUGACAUGCAAGACGUGUGCCUACACCCAUUUCAAGCUCUUGGAGACCUGUGUCAGCGAGCAGCACAGCUACCACUGGCAUGACGGCCUGAAGAGGUUUUUCAAGUGUCCCUGUGGAAACAGAAGCAUCUCUCUCGACAGGCUCCCGAAAAAGCACUGCAGUAAUUGUGGCCUCUACAAAUGGGAACGGGACGGAAUGCUAAAGGAAAAGACUGGCCCAAAGAUAGGAGGAGAAACCCUGUUACCAAGAGGAGAAGAACAUGCAAAAUUUCUGAACAGCCUUAAAUAAAUAGCUCUAUCUUCAGACAUUUUCCUAUAACCUGCCUUGCUUCCUUUGGCCCUGGAAGAGCAAGGGAUUCACAUUGUAUUGGCCAUGUUUCUGACUGACACAAUCAAAACCAAGUGCUUGUUAAGCCCACAGGCUUUGUUUGCCUACUUUACUUUUCUCCAUUUGACACCAAAUCGAACAUCGACAUUUAGGUGGAAAAUCAAGGUACCAUUGUCUUUCCUAUGCCGACUACAGAUGACGACAUUACUAGAUUCACAGAGAUUUUUUUUCCCUCUAAAACUGGAAUAACUAAAGUAAGAGCUGUGUUUCCGUGUCUCUCGGUUAUAAAGACUCUACUCCUUUAUCACAAUAUAGUUCUAGUGUUUAAAUGGACACCCAGAGACCAAAUAUUUGAGUCAGCUUAACUUUUGCCCCAGGUAAGUUGCUUAAUUUCACAUUCCUUGUCUGGGAAAUGAGAAAUACUGGAAAUGAUCUUAAUGAUCUAGAAAUGUAUCUCUCAGUAGAGUCUACAAAUAAUGUAACCUUUUUCCUUCUAGAGAAUUAUGAUCAUUGCCCUUCAUAGGGUCAUGAUUUACAGAUGUUAAAAGCCACAUUCCAGCUUUCUAUGCUGUUAUUACCUCUGUUAUACUCUGAUCAAGUCUCAGAAUCACUUUGCGUUUUAGUUUAUUUAUAUAGAGGGCCAGCUCUCUGCUCCUAUAGUAUUGUGGUGCUCUCUACUAGGAAUAUCUAAAAUCUCAUCAUUUUGAAGAAUGAAUUUAUUUAACCAUGGCUCAAAGAAACUUUGACACCUCUCACUAAAAUGCAGACAAAAUUUGAGAAGCUCUGAACUAUGAUUGAAGAACAGAAGCAUUACAUAAAGACAGAAUCCCAUGGCCUUUGGGGUUUACAGAUUUGCACACAGCAAGAAUUAAAAGUCAAAUCCUAUACAAGUUAGCACAACAAAAUUUAGUUGAGAUUCUUUUGUCUGGGUCGCCUGAUUUUCCAAAUAUCACUUGAUCCCAGUGAAUUGCUGCUACAAUAAAGAUUGGGUAAAUUGUUAGGAUUAUGAUAUUAAAAUUUCAACUCUAGCUGGAAAUAGUUUAGGUUUCCCCCAAGAUGCUAUUGUGUUAAGAACAUAACACUUACAGGAUCUAGUUGUGGAAGAUGGUGGGUUUAGGUUUUCAAGAGCCAGAAAUAAAAUGCACUUGCCCUAAAUUUCAUAAAAUCGAUUCGUAUAGGUAUGAGUGGAAGGUGCUAUGUCUGACCCUUGGGCUUCUCCUAAGGUUAUGUCCUGAUAACUGUGCUUCUCGGAGAACUUCACUUUCCAGAAGGUAUUUGGUUUAUAACAGGUUUUGUCUGACAAAGACAAGAAUAAAGUGUUUAAUUACGAAUACAAACCAAAAAGCAGUUGAAACUCAUAUUUUUAUGGCUCAUAUAGAGUAGAUUUGUCUCAUGAACUUAAAACAGCAGUGUAUGUGAAGUAGGUCAUAACUGCACAGUUGGAACACCGGGUUACUCUUUGAGCAGUCUCCUUGCAGUGUAAGAGGCAUGUUCUUGUUUGUACCACCCCAGUCUCUACAUGCUUGUGCAGGGUCUUUAGGUUGUAUAAUAGACUUGUAAAAGCCAAUGAACUGGCUCUGGAUACCUUUUUAAACCUUGAUUUUAUAUUUUUACAUAACCUUAAAGUACUGUAUAAUUUAAUCACUUCUUAGUUGUGCUAAGUCUUGGAGGUCUUUCAUUGUGUGUGUAUGUGUGUGUGUGUGUGUGUGUGUGUGUGUGUGUGUGCACUUGUGCGUGCUUUCUUAGACUAUUCAGAGGUGAGAAGUAGUGAGGUUAGUGCAGGUUGGGGAAACUUCCUUGUUUUCCCUGAAAAUAUUCUCAGUGAGAUUAAUCUAAUACUACCCUCUGUCUGCAUGUAUUAAAUGGUUUCAUACAAAUCCUAAGAGUAUGUUUGAUUUUUUUCCUAGUCUGUCGUUGGUAACAUAGGGCUUAUUGUAUCAUUAGAAGCCAACAG
This is a messenger RNA of Tupaia belangeri chinensis (Chinese tree shrew), 5454 nucleotides long. It is a transcript of the gene MCM10, whose product is annotated as minichromosome maintenance 10 replication initiation factor. The record is from RefSeq and is a predicted model, not a curated record. NCBI's taxonomy places the organism in Eukaryota, Metazoa, Chordata, Mammalia, Scandentia, Tupaiidae. The transcript has 20 exons. Gene Ontology annotation, biological process: DNA replication; DNA replication initiation. Gene Ontology annotation, cellular component: nuclear replication fork; nucleus. Bases 855 to 3461 code for a protein of 868 amino acids. Gene Ontology annotation, molecular function: DNA replication origin binding; single-stranded DNA binding.